AAGGAGGACGAGUGGGCGGUGAUGGAGCGCCUGCACGAUGUGGACGAUGCACUGCGCCGCGAGGUUCCUGAGCCCGCACACGCGUUUCCAUUUGAGCUGGACACUUUCCAGAAGGAAGCGAUAUACCGACUUGAGCGCAACGAAUGCGUUUUCGUCGCCGCGCACACGUCCGCAGGUAAGACAGUUGUGGCGGAGUACGCCUUCGCGCUCGCAACAAAGCACUGUACACGUGCCAUCUACACGUCACCAAUCAAGACCAUCUCCAACCAAAAAUUCCGGGAUUUUGGCAAGCAGUUUGAUGUCGGCCUCCUGACGGGAGAUGUCAGCAUUAAGGCGGACGCGCCCUGUCUCAUAAUGACCACCGAGAUUCUGCGAUCGAUGUUGUAUCGCGGUGCGGACCUCAUCCGCGAUGUCGAAUGGGUAAUCUUCGAUGAGGUGCACUACGUCAACGAUGCUGAGAGAGGUGUUGUCUGGGAGGAGGUGAUCAUCAUGCUUCCUGCUCAUGUUGGUCUGGUGCUUCUGUCCGCCACCGUACCGAAUGUAUGGGAGUUUGCGGACUGGGUUGGUCGUACUAAGCGAAAGAAGGUUUUUGUUACGGGCACGACGCGGCGUCCUGUGCCUUUGGAGCACAUGCUGUACUUUGGGGGCGACAAGGAAGAGGACUUUUACAAGAUUGGAGAACGGGAACAGUUCCUGCCUGGUGGGUACAAGGCUGCUACAGACGCCCUCAACAAAAGCAAGAAACCGUCGACGUCAUCCGGUGGUGGACCCGGUGUCCCUGGUGCUGGGCGAGGCAGUGGAAGAGGCGGUGGUAGGGAUGGAGGCCGCGGCGGGUACGGUCGUGGUGCGGGCAACUCGGGUAACAAGCAUCCAGGUCGCGGAAGCGGUGGCGCUCCAAACACCGGUGGCGCGAUGGGCGUACGAGGUCGCGAUAAGUCCGUCUGGGUCGAGCUUAUUCGAUGCCUGGAAAAACGUGAGCUGCUGCCUAUGGUGGUGUUUGCUUUCAGCAAGAAGCGAUGCGACCAAAUGGUCGAUUCCCUAACUGGGAUGGAUCUAACGGCGGGUGCAGAGAAACAUGAGAUUCACAUCUUCUGUGAGCGAUGUCUCUCGCGCCUCUCCCCCGCUGACCGUCAGCUUCCUCAAGUGUUACGCGUGCGCGAACUACUCCGUCGUGGUCUUGGCGUCCAUCAUGCAGGUCUCCUCCCAAUCAUGAAGGAGAUUGUCGAGAUGCUGUUCUGUCGUGGAUUGCUCAAGGUACUCUUCUCCACUGAGACAUUUGCGAUGGGUGUCAACGCACCCGCACGUUGUGUGUGCUUCCAGGAUCUUCGUAAACACGACGGUCAAGACUUCAGAGGAUUGCUUCCAGGCGAAUAUACCCAGAUGGCUGGUCGUGCUGGUCGACGAGGGUUAGACUCAGUCGGCACAGUCAUCAUUGCUGCAUGGGAUAACUUCCCCCAGGAGUCCACUGUCCGCACACUGCUCUCAGGCAAGGCAACCAAACUGGAGAGUCAGUUCCGACUUACUUACGGAAUGAUUCUCAACCUCAUGCGCGUGGAAGAUUUACGAGUUGAAGACAUGCUGGCUAGAUCGUUUGCCGAGUUCCAUGCCCAGCGAAGUGUCGGGGACAGGCGUGGCGCCCUGGCGCUGGAUGUUGCAGCGCUGAAGCGGGUCAACGAGUUGGCUGCGGCGGAGGAGGCUGCAGACCCGACCGGUUGGGCCGCAGCUGUCGCGCACGAGAGUGCAAGCGCGGCUGUUCGUGCGGCUGCAGCUGAGGUACGCGCUGCGGUGCUGACGAGUCGCGGGGGUCAGUCGGCUAUGAGCAUCGGGCGACUGCUCCUCAUCGCUGGAGGUGGAGAGGAUGGAGUGGGAGACCUGCCGCCGGCAGAAAAAGGAGCAGACGGUGAGAUACCUGCAGAAGUCAAACCUUCCGGCGCCCUCGGUGGUCGUGGAGGUAUCGACAAGCACGGAGCAUUGCUUCGCAUAGUUAGCGCUAACAAAGGCGGCAGCGGAGGUUUUAGCUCUUCUGCCACCGAGGACAGGAUUGAUGGACCGAUGCCUCUUGGUUUACCUUGGCGGCUUCAAUCUGGCGGCAUGGAUUAUGUCAUCGCCGCUGUGCGUGCUGACAGUGUGCUUGCUAUCACUGAAGCCAAAAUUUCAAUCGACGCCAGUGCAGUCCUGACCACACCGGGUACGAGCGGUUCCCCAGCACCUGCAGCCGCAGCUGCCGUCGCGCGCGCCCUCUCCGAGAUUGAAAGAGUUCUCAGCAACGGCACCCCCGCCGCACUUCAUCCCGUAAAGGACCUCAAACUUCAGGAUCUCGCUGCGGUAGAGGCAUGCCAUGCGCACGCCAGGCUGGUCGCCGCGGUCCCUGCACUUCCUUCCUCUGUCGCGCCUCGUUUGCGCGCAUGGCACGCGUUGCUCGACGCGCGCCGUGCACUUUCCAAGCGCGUCGAGGAGCUUGAACACGGUCUGAGCGACGCGAACUUGCAGCAGAUGCCGGACUUCGAGACGCGCGUUGAGGUGCUCCAAUCGAUGGGAUAUCUUGAUGAAGAUCGCACUGUUACGCUGAAGGGGCGAGUUGCGUGCGAGAUUGCCACCGGCGAUGAACUGGUGGGCACGGAGAUUAUUUUUGCGGGUGUUCUGACAAACAUCUCACCGGAGGAGGCAGUGGCACUCCUCGCAGCCUUGGUGUUUCAGGAGAAAAAUUCGAGUCCACCUGAACUUCAUGGGUCGCUCCUUGAGGCAUGCGAAAAUGCAAAACAGUUGGCAUUUGCUGCAGGUGAGGAACAGCUGCGCAGAGGCCUUCCAGUGGCACCGGAUGAGUUUGUCACUGCGACGCUUCGAUUCGGUCUAACAGAAGUCGUUCACGAAUGGGCCAAGGGUACGAAGUUUGGCGACAUCUGUCAGAUCACAGAUGUUCAAGAGGGUUCGAUCGUGCGGACUAUCGUGCGACUCGAUGAAAUGUGCAGGGACGUGCGUAAUGCUGCAAGGAUUAUGGGAGAUUCUGCUUUGUACGAGAAGAUGGAAUCAGCUUCGACAGCAAUCAAGCGUGACAUUAUCUUCAGCGCAUCUCUGUACGUUUCUGGU
This is a messenger RNA of Micromonas commoda, 3087 nucleotides long. RefSeq lists its product with no specific name. Gene Ontology annotation, molecular function: RNA helicase activity; ATP binding; RNA binding. The transcript is spliced from 2 exons. The record is from RefSeq and is a predicted model, not a curated record. The annotation marks the transcript as partial. Lineage: Eukaryota; Viridiplantae; Chlorophyta; Mamiellophyceae; Mamiellales; Mamiellaceae. Gene Ontology annotation, cellular component: Ski complex. Gene Ontology annotation, biological process: nuclear-transcribed mRNA catabolic process, 3'-5' exonucleolytic nonsense-mediated decay.